Messenger RNA from Phodopus roborovskii (desert hamster), 2266 nucleotides. RefSeq names its product tripartite motif containing 10 (gene Trim10). The transcript has 7 exons. Gene Ontology annotation, molecular function: protein binding; zinc ion binding. The record is from RefSeq and is a predicted model, not a curated record. Lineage: Eukaryota; Metazoa; Chordata; Mammalia; Rodentia; Cricetidae. The coding region runs from base 335 to 1825 and encodes 496 amino acids.
CAUCUUUCUGUGAGCAGCUCAAAGCAGGCAGAAAGGGACGGUGAGCCCGGGACCAUGGGAACUGGUCCAGAGAGUAACUUCGGCAUCUCUGGAUGAUGCUGUGAACUCCUGAGCCUUCCUCUUCUGCUACUUCUUCAUCUCUGCUGUUGGCAGAAGUGUGUCUGCUCCUGGGAGAGCAGGACCAGGGGCCUCUGGUGCCAGAGAUGCAAUUGGGUCCCUUGUUCAAGAGUGUGUGACGAUGUCUGUAUCCAGACAUGGUGUGCCUGUGAAGUAUAUUCUUCCCACCACGCAGAGAUGGUGACUUCCAGGAAGCUGAAGACCCAGUGUGAUUGACAUGGCCUCAGCUCCUUCUGUUACUAGCCUGGCAGAUGAGGUCAACUGCCCCAUCUGCCAAGGCACCUUAAGGGAGCCUGUCACCAUUGACUGUGGCCACAACUUCUGUCGUGGCUGUCUUACUCGCUACUGUGAGAUCCCAGGCCCAGAACCGGAGGAGUCCCUCAGCUGCCCACUCUGCAAAGAGCCUUUCCGCCCAGGGAGCUUCCGGCCCAACUGGCAGCUGGCCAACGUGGUAGAGAACAUCGAACGCCUUCAGCUGGUAUCCACACAAGUUCCGGAGGUGGAGGAUGCCUGUCCCGAACACAGGGAGAAAGUAUACUUCUUCUGCGAGGAGGAUGAGGCACAGUUGUGUGUGGUGUGCCGUGAGGCUGGACAGCAUAGGGCUCACACAGUGCGCUUCUUGGAGGACGCAGCAGGUCCCUACAGGGUAGGAGAGGAUCCCUGCAGGGAACAAAUACAGAACUGUCUUAUGUGUCUAAGGAAAGAGAGAACAGAGAUUCAAGAAAUCCAGUCAAGAGAAAACAAAAGGAUACAGGUGCUCCUGACUCAGGUGGCCACCAAGAGACAACAGGUGAUUUCCCAGUUCACACAUCUGAGUCAGUUCCUAGAGGGACAACAGAGUGUCCUUUUAGCACAGCUGGAGAGGUUGGAUGGGGACAUCCUGAAGCAACAGGAAGAAUUUGAUUCCCUGGCCACAGGGGAGAUCUGCCGGUUCAGCACCCUGAUCGAGGAGCUAGAGGAGAAGAACAAGCAGCCAGCGAGGAGGCUCCUGACGGAUAUCAGAAGCACUCUAAUAAGGUGUGAAACUAGAAAGUGCAGGAAACCGGAGGCUAUAUCCCCAGAGUUGGGCCAGAGGAUCCGGGACUUCCCCCAACAGGCCAUCCCUCUGCAGCAGGAGGUGAAGACAUUUCUGGAAAAACUCUGCUUUGAAUUGGACUAUGAGCCAGCCCAUAUUGCUCUAGAUCCCCAGACUUCCCACCCCAAGCUCCUCCUGUCUGAAGAUCACCAGAGGGCUCGGUUCUCCUACAAAUGGCAGAAUUCGCCAGAUAGCCCACAGCGUUUUGAUCGAGCCACCUGUGUCCUGGCUCACCGUGGCUUUACAGGAGGGAGGCAUACUUGGGUGGUGAAUAUAGACUUGGUCCAUGGGGGCAGCUGUACUGUAGGUGUGGCGAGAGAGGAUGUGCCACGGAAAGGAGAGCUACGGCUGAGACCAGAGGAAGGAAUAUGGGCAGUGAGACUAGCUUGGGGCUUUGUCUCAGCUCUGGGUUCCUUCCCCACAAGGCUGGCCCUAGAGCAGCAACCCCGGAAGGUGCAGGUGUCUCUUGACUAUGAGGUAGGCUGGGUAACCUUUGUCAAUGCUGUCACCCAGGAGCAUAUCUAUACCUUCACUGCCUCUUUCACUCGGGAGAUCUUUCCCUUGUUUGGACUCUGGGGCAGAGGGUCUAGCUUUUCCCUCGGCUGUCAAGAAAGUGCAGUUUCCCUCCUCUGAGUAUGAGACUAGAAUCAAGCACCCUGGGGCGUUGGCCCUUGGCUGGGUCAACCAGGCACAAAAAUGACUAUUUUUUUUUUUUUUUUAGACAAUAGGGAUGCCAUAUGUCAGUAAGAGACAAGGUGGUAGGACUUUUAGUCUCUUCAUUGCCCAAGCUUUUCCCCAGUGCCCAUCAGGUGGUCAGGGUAUCUGGGACCUUGGCUGAUGGCACAGGAAUAGAUAUACAAACAGUGCUGGGUUGUAAACCUUUUAAAGACCUGGGUUCCAGAAGAAGUCCUGUAAUCAACCAGCUGCAUGAUUUCAAGCAAAACACUUUACCUCUUCAUUUUGUUUUCUUCCAAAAGUAUUAUUUAAUUUAUUCAUAUCUUCAAGAAACAUUUUGGCAGAGUAUGGUCAAAACACACUGAAUACAUGAACGGAAUUGUGAAAGAAUAAAGACAU